Spodoptera littoralis (African cotton leafworm) is the source of this 327-nucleotide messenger RNA. The record is from the annotation of a GenBank genome assembly. NCBI's taxonomy places the organism in Eukaryota, Metazoa, Arthropoda, Insecta, Lepidoptera, Noctuidae.
AUGGGCGUACCGGCUGGUAAUGCUGAACUCGGGAAAAAAAUCUUCGUUCAACGAUGUGCCCAAUGUCAUACUAUUGAAUCUGGCGGUAGAAACAAAGUGGGGCCCAAUCUUUAUGGCUUUUUCGGUCGAAAGUGUGGGCAGGCGCCGGGUUACAAGUAUUCAGAAGCCAACAAAUCGAAAGCAGUUGUCUGGAACGAGGAAACUCUUUUCGAAUACUUAGAGAAUCCGAAGAAAUACAUUCCAGGUACAAAAAUGGUUUUUGCUGGGGUGAAGAAAGCGGGAGAACGCGCUGACCUCAUAGCUUAUUUAAAAGAAGCUUCUAAGUAA